AUGAGUGAACAGCAAGAAAACAAUCCUCCAUCUUCUCCAUGGAAUGCAUCUUUGAAGAUGGAAGCCACGCCUCGAGUUGGGAGUCCAGAUUCAUUGACAGCACGUGUUGAGCUGAGCCAUAGGAAGCCAGUCAACCCCUUCUUGACUCCUUAUGCAUCACAAGAAGUGUCAAGAAGAGCGUCAUCUGCAAACCUGCACCAAACCAAGGUCACACAACGCUACUUUCACUCUAGACGGGUGAAAAAUGGCGAAAUCGAGCGGCCAUGGACCAAAGUCAAGGAUCCGAGGGAGAAAUGGGUUACCAUCAUACCUAUGAUUGGACUCCUGGUCGGGCUUGGGAUUGCUGGCUUUCUCAUCUGGGAUGGUCUUCGUACUGUUGUCAACCACAAAUUUUGCCCUGUAUACCUCGAUGAUUUUUCGAAUGGCAUCGACUUGAACAUCUGGACCAAAGAGGCGGAGGUUGGAGGGUUCGGCAAUGGUCAAUUCGAGCAGACCACGGUUACAGAUGAGAAUGUAUUUGUCAAAGAUGGAAUGCUCCACAUCAAGCCAACCCUUCAAGAUGCCGCAUUGGUGGAAUCAAAUAGCGUGAUCGACUUGACAGCUGAUGGGAUUUGUUCGUCCUCUUUAUGGAGUAAUUGUAUCGCGAGCACCAACGUCACAAAUGGGACAAUUGUCAAUCCUGUCAAGUCUGGUCGCAUCAACACCAAGAAGGGAGCGAAGAUCAAGUAUGGUCGUAUAGAAGUCGAGGCGAAGUUGCCUGAAGGGGAUUGGUUGUGGCCAGCAAUCUGGCUCCUACCCGUUGAUGCCAAGUAUGGCGAAUGGCCACAGUCGGGCGAAAUUGACAUUGUUGAAUCUCGAGGAAACAAUCAUACAUAUCCUUCAGGCGGCGACAACAUUGUCUCAAGUGCACUACACUGGGGCCCCGACGCAGCUAAUGAUGCAUGGUGGCGGACCAAUGUCAAGAGAAAAGCACUGCACACAACCUAUGCCAAAAAAUUCCAUACUUUUGGUCUAGAAUGGUCUGAAAAAUACGUCUUCACCUACAUUGACACCCGCUUACUCCAAGUGCUGUACACCAACUUCAAGGAGCCGCUGUGGCAGCGUGGGAACUUUCCAUUGUCCGAUAGUAAUGGAACUCGACUGGUGGACCCAUGGUCACAAACCGGAAAUGCAGCUACACCAUUUGACCAAGAUUUCUAUCUCAUUUUGAAUGUCGCUGUUGGAGGGACCAAUGGCUGGUUCAUAGAUGGUAAGAACAGCAAGCCGUGGGUCGAUGCAAGCUUGACUGCAAAGCAGGACUUCUGGAAAGCCAAGGACGCAUGGUAUCCAACCUGGAGAAAUCGUGGUGAGAUGGUGGUUAAGAGCGUCAAGAUGUGGCAACAAGCAGGUCACAACGGAUGCGAGUGA
Exophiala aquamarina CBS 119918 is the source of this 1407-nucleotide messenger RNA. RefSeq lists its product as uncharacterized. The record is from RefSeq and is a predicted model, not a curated record. NCBI's taxonomy places the organism in Eukaryota, Fungi, Ascomycota, Eurotiomycetes, Chaetothyriales, Herpotrichiellaceae. The coding region runs from base 1 to 1407 and encodes 468 amino acids. The transcript has a single exon. Gene Ontology annotation, molecular function: hydrolase activity, hydrolyzing O-glycosyl compounds. Gene Ontology annotation, biological process: carbohydrate metabolic process.